AUGCCGAAAAAUAUUCAUAUAAUGCGCUUGUAUUGUGCUCUAUGCGUGGAUCACCCAACCGCUGGAGAACAAAUAUUCAGCCUCGACGAGGAUAACUUCACACUAGAAACUGUACCCAAUUGUGAUAUUACUGAUUGCAUUCAUUGCCACACCAACCCAAAGCCAUUGAUAUGGAUUCAUACACGAUGUUAUCAGCUAUUGAUGGCCAGCUACGAGCCAGGGGACAAACCGUCUUUCGUGGAGAUCCAAAAAUACGCACUUGCCACGAGAGAACUUUACCUAAAAAUAUAUCCAGAAUGCGGUAAUCCCGGAACAGUUUUGGAGGGUCUCUCUUCCCAGCGUGCCGCAUGCAUGUUUCCAGAGUCUUUCAUGCAAAAUUUCUUCGGUAAAUUGCCUCCUGAGAUCCGACGCAGGGUUGCUGAAUUGGUCGCUCCAUGUUGGUACUUGACUAUCCUAGGUGAGGUUUGCCGACUCAUUGACUACAUGCGAGAGAAUGAAGAAGAACAGGAAGACGUGAUCGAUCUUACCGAAGACUUGUGGGUGUCGCGCAUUCUUUGCCAGGAUCAUUCUUACCUGGCCCAGCUCAGCAACAAGCCACUCAAGAUAAAUGAAGGGACUGAUGUUUUUCACAUACAGUUGCCUCAGACCAUUCACAGAAUUAUCAUUUCUUCAGAUCACCUCGGUGUGCGUGGAAUUCAGUUUCUUGAUCAUGAUACUACUCCGACAGAAGAUCAGUCACCAUGGUAUGAGAUAAAUAUCGUUGAGGAUUCUCAUCCAAAGCUACAGGUAAUAGAUCAUUGCCUCUUGGUGAAAAUGGUCACCCUUAACCGCGAGGAAGGAACAUUAUCCAAGUCCUUGACGUGGAGCUCCCCAUUCGUGCCCGCUCUCGAUCAAUUGAAGUAUGCCCAUUCUACGCUGGUACUCAGGGGUAAGCUACACUACUUAGAUCUCGGACCCCCAGUCCGAGGUAUCAUUGUCGUCUAUUCUUGA
Messenger RNA from Aspergillus neoniger CBS 115656, 990 nucleotides. RefSeq lists its product as uncharacterized. Bases 1 to 990 code for a protein of 329 amino acids. Lineage: Eukaryota; Fungi; Ascomycota; Eurotiomycetes; Eurotiales; Aspergillaceae. The record is from RefSeq and is a predicted model, not a curated record. The transcript is spliced from 3 exons.